UAAGUUUACACCAAGAACCCAACAAAGAAGAGAACUUUCCUCUGUUUCCUCAUCUCCAGGAUAGUAAUCAAAGAAGAAGAAGAAGAAGAAAAGAUGGUUCUGUUCCCAUCUUUCUUCAACGGCUUGGCGAGAACGAUGUCCUCAUCGUCCUCGUCGUUGAAGAAAACGAAGAGAAGCUGCGGAGGAGCUGACUAAGGAUGCUAAACGCAAUGAGCUGAUUCUGAGCUCCUCUGGGAUUGUGAAGUCAACCAAGUCCAACAAUUUCGCUUCCGUCUGCUCUAGGAGAGGCCAGAAGGGCGUCAAUCAGGAUUGCCUCGUCGUUUGGGAGGAAUUCGGGUGCCAGGAAGACAUGACGUUCUGCGGGGUGUUUGAUGGUCACGGGCCAUGGGGCCAUGUGGUGGCCAAAAAGGUUCGAGAAUCAGUCCCGCCAUCUCUGCUCUGCAACUGGCAGAAGACUCUGCAAUCCUCUCUCGACGUGGAGAUGGAAUUGGGAGGUAUAUUGAAUCAAAAUGAGGACGACUUGAUUCUCCGCCACAGCAACCAGCAGCACCGGUUCGAGAUCUGGAAGGAGUCGUAUCUCGAGACUUACGCCGCCAUUGAUCAGCAGCUGAAACAGAGCCACCCCAAGAUCGACACUUUCUUCAGCGGCACCACUGCUCUCACCAUUGUCAAACAGAGGAACCAUCUGGUGAUCGCCAACGUCGGCGAUUCGCGAGCUGUGUUGGCCACAAUUUCGGAUAAUGGCGCCCUGUCAGCUGUGCAACUCACCGUCGAUUUCAAGCCCAAUUUACCUGAGGAAGCAGAGCGAAUCAAGAGCUGCAGAGGCAGAGUGUUCUGCCUGCAGGACGAGCCAGGGGUGUACAGAGUGUGGAGGCAGAGCGGGAAGACGCCAGGGCUGGCGAUAUCCAGAGCGUUUGGCGACUACUGCCUCAAGGAAUUCGGGCUGAUCUCUGUGCCCGAUGUGACCCAACUGAGCAUUACGAGCAGAGAUCAGUUCGUGAUCCUGGCGAGCGACGGCGUCUGGGAUGUGGUGUCGAACCAGGAAGCAGUGCGGAUCGUUGCUGCUGCGGCGGCGGCGGCGGCGGGAGAUGGUGGUGGAAGGGAGAAAUGUGCGAGGAGGCUGGUGGAAUACGCGUCUCGAGCGUGGAAGCGGAAGCGAGGCGGGGUGGCCAUGGAUGAUAUGUCGGCGAUCUGUCUCUUCUUUCAUGAGGUUGAGCCGUCGCCGGGAGGAGAUGGCGCGGAGAGUGAGAAGAAGAAGUGUUUGGAUUAGGGUGACGGACGGACCAUUUUGGGAGAUGAUCGGAUGGGGUAAAAAUGUACAGGGGAGUGGGUAAAAGAGCAAAGGUGAUAUCUUUUUAUGAUGGUUAAGGUUGGUUGAAGGUGUUAACAUUCGUGGUAUUUGUAAUGGUUUGAUAAUGUUCGUUAGUGAAUCUUGUUGUAUGGGAAAAGCACAGAUAUAUUUUGUUGGACGAUUGAUUGAUUCAAAAUACUUAUGAAAU
This is a messenger RNA of Linum tenue, 1499 nucleotides long. The record is from the annotation of a GenBank genome assembly. NCBI's taxonomy places the organism in Eukaryota, Viridiplantae, Streptophyta, Magnoliopsida, Malpighiales, Linaceae.